AUGCACAGUAGCGAGACGCCGCCGGCGCCGCCGGCCACCGGGCCCAACCUGCUGCUGGAGCUGGGACGCCUCAUCAUCCGCGCCCGCAGCCCCACCCCCACCCCCCGCGCUCCGCACGACCGCCUGCUGCAUGCCAAGCUGCUGGCGGCCAGCCCUUCCACCAGCCAGCAGGUGGUGACCCAGCCGAAACCCGAAAAGGACGAGCCAAAGCCCGGCGUCGAGGCGUCUCUCAACGACCACGUGCACGCUCUGUGGAACGACCAGAUACCGAUCUGCAUCGAGGUGCUUCUGGCCCCAGACUGCCCCGACUGCUACCAGGCGAUCAGCCGCGUAGAAGAGGACUCCUCGUUCGACAAACAGCACAACCAACAGCGCGCGUUACUCCUCGAGCGAUGGAGCAUGCGUGCGCUCGUCACCAAGUCCCACGAAAGCCCGGCGUUUAUAACAUCUCAGUGGCUCCUCAAUGCGGUCCGCUCGCAGCUCCACUUCUCCCAGCUGUCCGCCUGGCUGGCGAGGCUCAAGGGCAACGGCAAGCCGGAGGAACCAGGGGAACGCAGGCGAAAAUUGAGCCGCGAGAAGUGCAACUACAAAAAACUGGAAUCGAACUGCGACGAGGACGUCGACGAGCCACGCAAACUGAACAUCGUCUACUCCAUCAAGAUACCCGGCGAGAGCUACAAGAUGGCCGACUUCAGCAAACCCCCGACCAACCACACCUUCCCCAUCACCGACAUUGGCAACAACGUCUUUCUCAAGGUCACCCUUCAAAGCCUCCCAAGGAUAGACGAGGUACCAACAGUCAAGUGCACCUGCCCUCCGAAAAGACGCGCCAGCAAAGAGGUACCGGUUAACUUACAUGAUGAGUUGGUCGGGAAGCUCAAUGAUCUCACUCUGGGACCUCGAGGGUCCAAGUUCUCACCAGAUUUAGAUGUAAUUAACUCUAACACGGGCCCAUCGACUCGACGCCUGUCUAUCAUAUCCACACCCGCCUCUACAGAAUACUUAUACUCUGUUACGCCUGAACAGAAAGUGGUUGAUGACAGGAUGCAUACGCCUUGCAGCGAGAACGGAAAACACAAGUGCGAAUGCGACGAGUCAGACGGCAAUCAUAGAUCUUCCACUAGUUUAAGUCAGGAGCCGAAGAAGUUAGACGAGAGGCGGUUGAAAGAGAUAGCCAAAUAUAAGAGGCGGUUGCGGAAAGAGAGCAAGCUCAAGAAACUCUGUGACAGCACGUCUUCAGAAGGCGAUGGCUUACAAAAGUCGAAGGAGACUCAUACUUCCAUUCCGAUCUUACAAGCGGCGAGAUUUGACAGGUUCCGAGCGAUCGGGUGCUAUAGAAAUCAGACGUAUUUGACGCUGCCCGCUAGCAGGAUGGAAACUAAAUCUCCUUUCGUUGAAACUGAUAGCAUAACACCAGCAGAGUUUAAAAAGACCAACACAGUGGCCACACAAACUGACGAAGUCACGUGUGCGUGUGGCGGGCCCUUAGUGGACCGAUGUGAGGGUUGUAUAGAUCGAGGAAUGGUCCGAUCCGAAGCCAACUAUAAUCUGGCUUCGAUAGACCAAUCCGAAGUUUUGCUCGAUGCUAUAAAUCGAUGCAAAGACGUGACCGGAGCUCGACGGAAAUGUGAAGAUGAUAUUAAAGCGCUAAAAAAGCAUAAAUGUGAUAAUUAUAAUAUAAAGUGUGAUAUAAGUAGUAUAGGUAUUAGUCAUAACGGAGAAGAACAGGUCAUAAAGAGACCUAAAUUGAGAAGGAUAUUCCCAAUAGUUGACAAAAUUGAGAAAAUAGUGUCGGAUAGAGCACACCAGGACAACACGGAUAUUGAGGAGUUAAACUUGUUAGACGAUGACACAGUAUUCUCGAAGCCGAAGGAAUCGAAGCGACAGAAAACGUUCUCAAUAAACGACGAUGAUUAUGUAUUUUACGAGAAAUGUGAUUACGGGACUUUUGAUAGGUGCGAGAUAGAUUCCCCUAGUUCCCCUGAGCAAAAUGGCUUCGUGUAUCCGGAGAAAAUGGGGCCGGAUAACCAGGUCCCUUCGCCUACGGAGAUGGACCGGUUUAGAUGGCGUUUUGACUCGGCAGCCUCCAUGGUGUUUCAUACCAAAACUGGGUUGCCACUGACUUCUAGUCCAGCGCCUUUAAGAAGAGGAAAUAAUUGCUUUGACUUUGAUGACUCUAUUAAUGGAAUCUCUGGAAUUAAAAGCGCGCUGUUCCACCCGAUCUCCCCCGUGUCCCCCUCCCCCGCGUCCCCCUUGGCGCCCCCCUCCCCCUCCCCCUCCCCCUCCCCCGCCGCCGCGCGCGCGCGCAGCCCGCCGCCCCCGCAGGAGCCCACUACACCUAAGCUGAGGAUUGGACCCAGCGCUGGCCUUCUUGGUAGCUUCGAAGAAUCUGCCCUAAAAGGGCGCCUGGAGCCGGUCGCGACGGUCCACGGGUUCACGGCCGAAAUAGGGGCCUCCGGGGCGUUCUGCCCGCCCCACAAGCGCCUGCCAGUCACUGUGUUCUUCUACGCCCCGGGCGGCACCAACGCACCUUAUAUGGGCCACAUAAACCUCGGACCAUCCGGCUACCGCGUCCCCCGCUCGGGCACCAUCCAGGUGUCCCUGUUCAACCCGCACGGCACGCUGGUGAAGAUGUUCGUGGUGCUGUACGAGCUGACGGGCAUGCCGCCUCUCGCUCGCACGUUCCUGCGCCAGCGCACGCUCUACAUGCCGGCGCGAGCGCCCGCGCCCAAGCCCUCCACCAGGCACAAGUGGCUGCGCUACCUCAUACAUCUCAGAUUCAUGACCUCAAAAUCCGGAAAACUCUACCUCCACACAGACAUACGUAUAAUAGUCUCCAGAAAAGCUGACUUAGACACAGCCACUGCCCACUCUGCCAUCUUCCGGACUAUACCGAACAACGACAAACCGACCAAUGAGGAGCCAGAGAUUUCUACCAAUGUCAAACGAGAGAUUUCCACCAAUGAGAGCCCGAUCUCAAUCGAUAGAGCGCCGAAUAGAGUAUUCGGGGGCUGCAGCGAGUUUGACUCGGAACUUAGAAACGAUAUAAGAGAGUUAGGUCAAGAAAAUCAAGACGGCGUCUCGUAUGAGCUACGGAGCUUCACUUAUGCCCCUGAGAACCCUAGGUUCUCGCCCCGAUAGUAUUGGGGCAGGAUAUUUUAUCUGUUAUUUAGUGCCUGUGGUAAAUAUUGAUCCGAAUGUGUUAAUAUGUAUGGAGUAAUGAGAAAAUAUAUUUUUUGGUUUUUAUAA
Molecule: messenger RNA, 3249 nt
Organism: Cydia splendana
Lineage: Eukaryota; Metazoa; Arthropoda; Insecta; Lepidoptera; Tortricidae
Gene: atos
Product: atos homolog protein A
Exons: 9
Coding region: 1-3141 (1046 amino acids)
Source: RefSeq, a predicted model, not a curated record